Molecule: messenger RNA, 1770 nt
Organism: Cololabis saira (Pacific saury)
Lineage: Eukaryota; Metazoa; Chordata; Actinopteri; Beloniformes; Belonidae
Exons: 2
Coding region: 1-1770 (589 amino acids)
Source: RefSeq, a predicted model, not a curated record
AUGGCGCUCCGGGAAAGGCACCACACCGUGGUGGCGAUUGUCUCUCGCUCGUCGCCCGGGCAGUCUCUCGCUCGUCACCCAGGCAGUCUCUCGCUCGUCGCCCAGGCAGUCUCUCACUCGUCACCCAGGCAGUCUCUCGCUCGUCGCCCGGGCAGUCUCUCGCUCGUCGCCCGGGCAGUCUCCCGCUCGUCGCCCAGGCAGUCUCUCGCUCGUCGCCCGGGCAGUCUCCCGCUCGUCGCUCAGGCAGUCUCUCGCUCGUCGCCCGGGCAGUCUCUCGCUCGUCACCCAGGCAGUCUCUCGCUCGUCACCCAGGCAGUCUCUCGCUCGUCGCCCAGGCAGUCUCUCGCUCGUCACCCAGGCAGUCUCUCGCUCGUCACCCAGGCAGUCUCUCGCUCGUCACCCAGGCAGUCUCCCGCUCGUAGCUCAGGCAGUCUCUCGCUCGUCGCCCGGGCAGUCUCCCGCUCGUCGCCCAGGCAGUCUCUCGCUCGUCACCCGGGCAGUCUCUCGCUCGUCACCCAGGCAGUCUCUCGCUCGUCGCCCGGGCAGUCUCUCGCUCGUCGCCCGGGCAGUCUCUCGCUCAUCGCCCGGGCAGUCUCUCGCUCGUCGCCCGGGCAGUUUCUCGCUCGUCGCCCGGCCAGUCUCUCGCUCGUCACCCGGGCAGUCUCUCGCUCGUCGCCCAGGCAGUCUCUCACUCGUCGCCCAGGCAGUCUCUCGCUCGUCGCCCGGGCAGUCUCUCGCUCGUCACCCAGGCAGUCUCUCGCUCGUCACCCAGGCAGUCUCUCGCUCGUCGCCCGGGCAGUCUCUCGCUCGUCGCCCGGGCAGUCUCCCGCUCGUCGCCCAGGCAGUCUCUCGCUCGUCGCCCGGGCAGUCUCCCGCUCGUCGCCCGGGCAGUCUCUCGCUCGUCGCCCGGGCAGUCUCCCGCUCGUCACCCGGGCAGUCUCCCGCUCGUCACCCAGGCAAUCUCUCGCUCGUCACCCAGGCAGUCUCUCGCUCGUCGCCCGGGCAGUCUCCCGCUCGUCGCCCAGGCAGUCUCUCGCUCGUCACCCGGGCAGUCUCUCGCUCGUCACCCAGGCAGUCUCUCGCUCGUCGCCCGGGCAGUCUCUCGCUCAUAGCCCAGGCAGUCUCUCGCUCAUCGCCCGGGCAGUCUCUCGCUCGUCGCCCGGGCAGUUUCUCGCUCGUCGCCCGGCCAGUCUCUUGCUCGUCACCCGGGCAGUCUCUCGCUCGUCACCCAGGCAGUCUCUCGCUCGUCACCCAGGCAGUCUCUCGCUCGUCGCCCGGGCAGUCUCUCGCUCGUCGCCCAGGCAGUCUCUCGCUCGUCGCACGGGCAGUCUCUCGCUCAUAGCCCAGGCAGUCUCUCGCUCGUCACCCGGGCAGUCUCUCGCUCGUCGCCCAGGCAGUCUCUCGCUCGUCGCUCAGGCAGAGUCUCCUCGUUGCCCAGGCAGUCUCUCGCUCGUCGCCCAGGCAGUCUCUCGCUCGUCGCCCGGGCAGUCUCUCCCUCGUCGCCCAGGCAGUCUCUCGCUCGUCGCCCAGGCAGUCUCUCGCUCGUCGCCCGGGCAGUCUCUCCCUCGUCGCCCAGGCAGUCUCUCGCUCGUCGCUCAGGCAGAGUCUCCUCGUCGCCCAGGCAGUCUCUCGCUCGUCGCCCAGGCAGUCUCUCGCUCGUCGCCCGGGCAGUCUCUCGCUCGUCGCCCGGGAGCCGGGGCGUGCCCACUUGGGGAGUUGGGGAUGAAAACAUGCACCUUCCAGCAGCCAAGUACCCGCCCCCUGUUGUAA